Messenger RNA from Haemonchus placei, 282 nucleotides. Lineage: Eukaryota; Metazoa; Nematoda; Chromadorea; Rhabditida; Trichostrongylidae. The record is from the annotation of a GenBank genome assembly.
AUGGGAGUACUUGGCUCGAUUCCAAUUCCCAAGCAGCAUGUUUUAAUAGGGCUGGACAAUCCGUUUCCAAAUGAAGAUACAGGAUCCGAUCUCGAAGCUCAUUCCAUCAUAGUGAUGGGCCUAGGCGCCCAGUUCCAACGGCGACUGCAAGACGACGUGCGACACCCCGCGAGUGCUGCAACAGCGACCGCCGCGAAGAACGAUGACGCCCAUGUGGGCCCAUGCCCGCGAACAUCGGACAACACUGCUAUCAUCCUCAUUAAGGAUAAGCUAAUUCACUAA